CAGCAGUCAAUCACUUCUCACUAAAACAAGAAAUCAUCUCACAAGAAGAAAGAAUACUGUCUAUCAAGGAAAGGAAUCAUGAAGACUCUACUCUCACUCUUCUGUCUGGUUACUUACCUGACCUGUGCUCUCAGUGCUAAUGGCUGGCCAGUCUCUCUUGACAUGGCUUGUAAUAAAGCUCUUUCUACAGUUGCUUGCUCUUUUGAGUUUACCAACAAUGCAAAUGAGGAUCUUUAUCUACUGAAACGUAACACUCCUCUUGAAGGACUCAACUCUCAAUUUGUCUCUGUCUCUCUUGAUGGUCGUCCACUGGAAUAUGAAGGUAUCUACAUUUAUCGUCUCCCUCCUACAAAGGAUGAGUUUGUUCUCUUGAAGGCAGGUGAGAGUAUUUCUGCAACAGUCCAAAUCACUGAUGCCUUUAGCAUUGAUACUGAUGGUCUCUACACUGUACAAUACAGUAGACCUUUACAGUAUCUGUCAGUGAAUGAGAUGAGUGUAAUGUCUGUUGAUCAGCUCAGGGAAUCGAUUGUACGUGAAUCCGUUCAUAUUCAUUUGGAAAGGACUCAUCUUCUCUUAAGGCCAAAAAAAGAAAAAGUCGAAUUUGAUUACACAGUCUACAUUGAAUCCUGUACUGCUGCUGAAUUUAAUGGUAACAGGGAAAAUAACGUUACACUGGCAGCCCACAAGAAGCUCUGUGCUGGAAUCGAUAAAGCUAAAGGCAGAGUUGGUAACAACAAUCUAUACGUUACAUGGUUUGGUGCAUACACAGAAGCAAGGGAAAAAACAGUUAAAAAAGUGUACAGUAGUAUGAGAAGUAAACUAGAAAGCACAUCGGUCACAUAUUACAACAAUGGCCCAAAGUGCGAGGGCAAACCUAGAGCAGUAGCAUACACAUACAGACCAUCAAAAGUGGUAUAUCUCUGUGAAGCAUUCUACAGAUUGCCACUAGCUUGUAGUGGUACUAGCUCCACUAAGGAGGGCACACUGGUACACGAAUGGGCUCAUGCUUUUGCUGAUCGAUCUGAUGAAGGAUAUGGUCCCGAUAAUUGUAAGGGUUUUGCUCGUGAUGAUCCUGAUAAAGCAAUCAAUAAUGCUGACAAUUUCAAAUACCAUUAUUGUGAGAGUCAGUAAUGGAGCUCAUCAGCUAAAAGCCAAGAACUUUAGGACUCAUGCAACACUAUAGGACAUGCACAGUUUAUUUUUGCUUACCUGUAAUAUUACAUUUUUGAUUAAUUAGUUAUCUUGGCUUAUAUUAAAACAGUUAUUUGAAAU
Amphimedon queenslandica is the source of this 1272-nucleotide messenger RNA. RefSeq names its product extracellular protease-like. The record is from RefSeq and is a predicted model, not a curated record. Gene Ontology annotation, molecular function: metalloendopeptidase activity. The transcript has 2 exons. NCBI's taxonomy places the organism in Eukaryota, Metazoa, Porifera, Demospongiae, Haplosclerida, Niphatidae. The coding region runs from base 79 to 1131 and encodes 350 amino acids.